AGCUUUGGAGAUAGACUGGAAUUUGAAAUUUAAAGCUGGAAUUUCAGAAUUACAUAUUAGAGUUUUCACACUGCAUGUGUCGGCGUGGAGGUGCCGGUCUAGAUCAAACCUGCCUUUAUGGCUCUGAUAACGAGAUCGACUCUUUUCGGUUCAUACUUUUCUUUCCUUUUCGCUGCAUCCACGUCGCUUGUUUCCGGUCAGCGUCUGCGCGCCGCCGUCCGAGAGCACGCGCCACACGGAACUCCGUGGGUUUUUUGGAAAUUGCACAAUGCUAGCCAGCAGUGUGGAUGCACUCAUAUAUAUGCAAGUAGAUGUAAGUAAAUGCGAGUGGAGGUUUGAAUACAUAAUUAAG
This is a messenger RNA of Ascoidea rubescens DSM 1968, 352 nucleotides long. RefSeq lists its product as uncharacterized. The record is from RefSeq and is a predicted model, not a curated record. Lineage: Eukaryota; Fungi; Ascomycota; Saccharomycetes; Ascoideales; Ascoideaceae. The transcript has a single exon. The coding region runs from base 118 to 321 and encodes 67 amino acids.